AUGUCUAAUAUCGUGGAUAUUGAAUAUAACAGAGUUAACAACACCACUUCCACUGAUUUCCCAGGACAUCUGUCGGGAGAAGACUUUUCCUGGGAUAUUGAAAAGUUCAAAAAUAAUUUUGAAAUCAAAAUCAACUCAUUCAAUGAAAGAGAAGGAAAUUUCGACUUGAUCAAUAUUGAUACAUCUAUUGCCAAUGCUUUCAGAAGAAUAAUGAUUGCUGAAGUUCCAUCAGUAGCCGCUGAAACCAUUUACAUCUUCAACAAUACUUCAGUCAUCCAAGAUGAAGUUUUAUCCCAUAGAAUCGGUUUAAUACCUUUAAAAGUAGAUCCUGAUGUUUUAACUUGGGUGGAUCCUUCAUUAGAUGAGAAAGAUAGACACACUGAUGAAAACACCAUUGUUUUAAGCUUGGAUGUCACAUGUACACACAACCCUAAUGCACCAGAAGGAUCAACUGAUCCAAAAGAAUUAUAUAGAAACGCCCAUAUUUAUGCUAAAGAUUUGAAAUUUGAACCUCAAGGUCGUCAAAUCGAGAUUUUCAAAGGAAGACCAGUGGUGGCUGCCGACCCUGAUAUUUUAUUGGCUAAAUUAAGACCAGGUCAAGAAAUCCAUUUAAGAGCUCAUUGUAUUUUAGGUGUUGGUUCAGAUCAUGCUAAAUUUUCACCUGUUUCAACUGCUUCUUAUAGAUUAAUGCCAGUGAUUGAUAUCAAAGAACCAAUUACCGGUCAAGAAGCCAAAAAAUUCCAAAAAUGUUUCCCUUCAGGAGUUAUAGGCAUCAAAAAUGAUCAAGCAGUGGUUGAAAACCCAAGAAAAGAUACUGUUUCAAGAGAAGUUUUGAGACAUCCUGAAUUCGAAGGUAAGGUUAAGUUGGGAAGAAAGAGAGAUCAUUUCAUUUUCAAUGUGGAAUCUACUGGAGCUAUGCCACCAGAUGAAAUCUUCAUUAAAUCCAUUAGAGUAUUAAAGAGUAAAGCUGAUCAAUUAAGGAAUUCUCCAAUUAGUCAAUAG
Molecule: messenger RNA, 1002 nt
Organism: Yamadazyma jaroonii
Lineage: Eukaryota; Fungi; Ascomycota; Pichiomycetes; Serinales; Debaryomycetaceae
Source: the annotation of a GenBank genome assembly